AUGGCUGGAGGACUUGGUUCAGAAUCAGAGAGGGAGAAAGGGCGUAGAGUGAAAACGAAACUGUACACCAUCUCUCAACACGCUGUUUACCAUCGCCCCAUUAGCACUAUUCAUGCAGCACAGGUUCCUGAAGAAUUAGAUGAGACAGAGGGCUAUUCUAGCUACAAUUUUGGUAUAAAAGGGUGUCAAAGAGGUCAUAUAGAUGAGUUGAAUUAA
Dovyalis caffra is the source of this 216-nucleotide messenger RNA. NCBI's taxonomy places the organism in Eukaryota, Viridiplantae, Streptophyta, Magnoliopsida, Malpighiales, Salicaceae. The record is from the annotation of a GenBank genome assembly.